Vigna angularis (adzuki bean) is the source of this 1152-nucleotide messenger RNA. RefSeq names its product tropinone reductase homolog At5g06060. Bases 59 to 874 code for a protein of 271 amino acids. Gene Ontology annotation, molecular function: oxidoreductase activity. The transcript is spliced from 5 exons. NCBI's taxonomy places the organism in Eukaryota, Viridiplantae, Streptophyta, Magnoliopsida, Fabales, Fabaceae. The record is from RefSeq and is a predicted model, not a curated record.
CACAACAUAAAACACUUUCCUUUAUCUUGGUCAGAACUCACAACAUACGCAAACAACUAUGGCGAACCCAGAGGGUAGUGGCAGAGCUUCAAGAUGGUCACUUAAGGGAACCACUGCUCUCGUUACUGGAGGCACACGUGGAAUCGGGCAUGCUGUAGUGGAGGAACUGGCAGAGUUUGGUGCCAAUGUGUACACUUGUUCCCGGAAGGAAGAGGAGCUGAAUGCAUGUUUAAAGGAAUGGAAAGAGAAGGGAUUUUCGGUUUCUGGUUCGGUUUGUGAUGCAUCUUCUCCAGCCCAAAGAGAGAAUCUCAUUAAACAAGUGGCCUCUGCCUUCAACGGCACGCUCAACAUACUUGUGAAUAAUGUUGGAACAAACGUGAGGAAGCCAACAAUAGAGUAUACAACCGAAGAAUAUUCAAAAUUAAUGGCAACUAACUUGGACUCUGCAUACCAUCUGAGCCAACUUGCACAUCCUCUUCUUAAAGCAUCUGGAAAUGGAAGUAUCGUGUUCAUUUCCUCCGUUGCAGGUCAGAGAAGUGUAGGUUCUGGAGCCAUUUAUGCAUCAACUAAAGCUGCAAUGGAUCAGCUUACCAAGUAUCUUGCAUGUGAAUGGGCCAAGGACAAUAUAAGGAGCAACAGUGUUGCACCCUGGUAUACCAAAACGCCACUUGCGGAAGCUUUGCUUGCAAACAAGGAAUUUGUUAACGAAGUAAUAUCUCGUACGCCAAUAAAGCGAAUUGCAGAAGCACAUGAAGUGUCAUCCUUGGUAACUUUUCUUUGCUUGCCAGCAGCUUCUUACAUCACUGGACAAGUUAUUUGUGUUGAUGGAGGAUUUACAGUGAAUGGAUUUCAACCCACCAUGAGAAUUACUUAAAUUACUUGAACCAAAAUAAACAUUUUUAUUGUUGGAUUAUGUGAACGAAGCGGUGGCCACUUUGAUCGGUGAUUGAAUUAUUUUAGUAGUUUUAAAAAUUUAGAUGGUCAUAUUCGGUGCCAUGAUUGUAACAUCAUGGGUGCAGUAGGAGCUCCUUACACAUCAUUCAAGAUAUCUAUCUAUUACUAUCUAACUACUGCCAAGUGCCUUAACACUGUAUUCCAACAUUAUUGUGCUUCAUCUGUCACCGACUGAAUCAAAUGCAGAUCUUCCAACAA